CAUCUAAUCGUCAGAUCUUCAUUUCUCUCUCUCUCUCUCUCUUUCUCUUCUUCUCUUUUUCUCUCUCUCUGUUCUCUCAAUUAUCUUAAAUAGAUUUCCACUUUCAACAUCUAUAAAAACGUCAUUUCUCAUCCUCAUCCUGAUUCACUUUCUCCCAACAGGUAAACAAUCUGAUCGGUUUUUCAUAUUUUCUUCCCUCGCUGGAGAUUUUCAUUGACUUGUUUUCUAAUUACUAAUUGUGUUAUUAAAUCAACAAAAUCAAGACAAUGGCUGAUUAUUAUUAUAAACGAAAUCACAUGCCAAUGCCUCAUUGGAUCGAUGCUGAAGGUGGUUUUGUCCCUUAUGGAGAAGCGGUUGUUGGUGGAAUGGACAUUAACGGUGAAACUCUUUAUGUCGGUCGAGCUCUUCAAGAAGGUGAAUGUAUCCCUGGUAAAGUAGUUCCAUCUCAUGGUGUUUGUUAUAUUCCGUAUGCUGGACGGGAACAUCCACAUCGAGUUUAUCAAAUUCUUCGAUCCAAUGGUAUUGAAUUCUGUUGGGUACCUUCGGCUGAUGGUGCAACGCCAACCGGUGCCGUUCAGGGUGGUAAAACCAUGGAAGGUGAAAAUCUUUAUAUUGGACGAACCUUUCAUAAUGGAUCUCAUUGUAUAGGUAAAAUUCAUCCAAGUCAUGGACGAUUGUACAUUCCCUUUGGUGGUGAAGAACAUGGAUUCAGCACUUAUGAAGUUCUGUGUAUCAAAACAGUUCACCUUUAAUUAGAAGGUGCAAUCAAAGUGUUGACCGAUUUUCAUCCUAUCCAAUGAUAAAUUAAAAAGCUAUUUAAACCUUCGA
This is a messenger RNA of Panonychus citri (citrus red mite), 828 nucleotides long. RefSeq names its product natterin-3-like. Lineage: Eukaryota; Metazoa; Arthropoda; Arachnida; Trombidiformes; Tetranychidae. The record is from RefSeq and is a predicted model, not a curated record. The coding region runs from base 267 to 752 and encodes 161 amino acids. The transcript is spliced from 2 exons.